UAAACCUUCUCCACGCCAAUAUUGCGCCGCUUUCACUGUUGAACAGAUAAAAAGUGUCGCGUUAGGGUAAUUUUUAAGUGGAUUUUGUAAUCAGCCAUGGAAGAACUCACGGCGUUCGUGUCGAAAUCCUUCGAUCAGAAAACCAAGGAGACCAGCAAGGAAAGCAUCACGUACAGGGAAGUUUUGGAGAGUGGUUUAGCCCGAGCCAGAGAGCUGGGAAACUCGGAGACCAGCCUUCAGGAGAUUACCGAAACCAACAACAACCAUUGUCCGGUACACCUUUACAAGGAGCACGUAGAGCUGGAAAAGGAGAAACUGAAGGAGUUUAACGUGACAAGGGCUUCUGACGGAAUUUAUGACUGCAAAGACAAAAAGGAGGAUGUGAAAUCAGAGGACGAGGACGCACAGAGUAAACUGAAGCAGAGACGGAGCAGGACAAAUUUUACAUUGGAGCAGCUGAAUGAACUGGAGCGGUUAUUUGAUGAAACGCAUUACCCGGACGCCUUCAUGCGGGAGGAGUUGAGUCAGAGGCUGGGGCUGUCUGAGGCCCGUGUGCAGGUAUGGUUUCAGAACAGAAGGGCGAAAUGCCGAAAACAGGAAAAUCAAAUGCACAAAGGGGUUAUUUUGGGCACUGCGAGUCACCUGGACGCAUGCAGGGUCGCUCCUUACGUGAAUAUGGGCGCACUAAGAAUGCCAUUUCAACAGGUCCAAGCUCAGUUACAGUUGGAGGGGGUUGGAACACACUCCCAUCCUCACCUGCACCCACACCUCGCCGCCCACGCUCCCUAUCUGAUGUUCCCGCCCCCACCCUUUGGAUUACCAAUCGCAUCGCUGGCAGACUCGGCCUCUGCAGCAGCCGCCGUGGUAGCGGCUGCCAAGAGCAAUAGCAAGAACUCCAGCAUCGCUGACCUGCGACUCAAGGCAGGACUUCUUGGAGGCCACUGGCUCAGCCCUUUCCAGGCACAGAUCACAGCCCCAGGACCAUACAAAAAUGUCUGGAUGUCUGUCUGAAAACCAGCGUUUAGGAGAGAAGACUUUAAAAAAGCAAAGGCAGACACAGAGUGAGGCUAGAGGUUGAACAAGUGCGUUUUAUGGACAGACAAUGAAACUUGGGAAUUUCAACCUCAGAGAGGAAAGAAAGAGACGGCCAUAUUUGCUUCCUACCACUGUGCCACUGCCUAGUGCACAUGUUCAUACAAAGGAUAGACCUUUUGGGGCUGGCCUCCAUUGUAACUGACAUACAUCUGUGUUGAUCACUGCCAUGAUAACCCUCCACUACAAUUCAUAUCUAAAGCCGUUAUUUGCAUUUUUAAUUUCUUUUCAUUCUGCUGUGGACAAAGACUGGAAACAGCAAUAACAUCAAUGGUACAAUCGCCUUGUUUUUAGGGGAAUUCUUAUGAUUAUUUCGGUUUUGGGAGGAAUUGUUAAGUUGCUGUUAUUUCCUCUGGGCAUGUGUAUGGACUUAAGCUUUCAUUCUCAUAUUUUAUGUGCUCUCUUUUCUAUGUGAUGUGUCCUGGAAUAGAAGUGAACCUUGCUUUUGCACUUCAGGUCUUGUAUCAAGGUGUUUACGAUCCUUAAUGCAAGAAUACUACUUUUAUUUAAGGGGGAAACUAUUGAACUAAUUUGGCUCUCAUUUCAAUGAAAUACAUUGAAAUGACUUUUUAUUUUCAAAAGCAGAAAAAGUAAAUGCAAUUUUGUAAUUUAAAAUUUUAUGGAACAUCAGUUUAACUGAAAUGCAAUUAUGUGCAGUUAAGUGCAAUACUGUAAAUAUUGAAAACUGAAUAUAGCAGUUGAUGUUUGGUAACUAACAAAUUGAUUUGAAGUUGUUGGGAAUUUUGGCACUGAUGUUGAUAUUUUCUUUGCCACAAACACAUCUUUCAAAGCUGUGUAAAGGAUAAUUUGCUAACUCAUUUGCAAUGUGCCAUGACUCCCUGAGGUUUAAUGGUAUACAAAUAUAGUUUUGUACACGUGCAUUAAAAGAGAUGUUGAUAUCACCAUAAGGCAGACAAGAAAAUUCAUUUCACGCAGUACAAAUAUAAUUCAAAUGCUCUAGGUUCACGGGUCAUUAAAGUGUGUGGUUUCAGCAUUAAAAAAUCUUCCACCAAAGACAACAAUUUGAUGACAGUAAUAUAGGUAGAAUUCUUUUAUUUAAUGCUCUGAAGUAAUUUACAGUAUUACAUACGAUUCAGCAACUGUACCCACAGUCUUUUUUUCCCUUCAUAUAAGCAAGAAGCUUGUUAUUAUACGGUUUCCUGAAAAAUAUCAACUUCAGUAUAAUAUGCUCAAGAAUUUGUUACCAAGGGAACAAAAACAGUAUUAUUUCCAUGACCAUACUAUGAAAAAUAUUUUCAGUUUGGACAUCAAUUGCCUUUGAAUUAGUAGAUCCUGGCCAGGUCUACCUCUAACAAUAUUGUGGGAUGUUUUUCGUUGUUUUCCACCAUUACCGUUGUUUAGGAAUGUUUCUUUAAUUGAAGUCAUAGGUGCUUUUAUUUAUUAUUUUAUCUGAAAGUUUAUACAUGUUAAAUAGUCAAAUUUCAAGUGUACAUAUUUACAUGGCUUUGCAUUUAUUUUUAUAUAUUUUUUAAAUGUUCACAUUUGCAACAGUUUUAAGCAAAAAUGUGACUGCAGUGCAUUUGUUUGAUGAAAAUGUAGCGUGUUUGAGUUUACAAACAUUUCAGGGAUGGUGGAUGAAACCAUAAUACUUUUGAAUAUGAUUUGUGUUGAGAGUUUCUUGAUGCUCCAAGGAAUUUGUUGUAUCCCAUCAUAUUGCAUAAUGCAAGCAUGCCCAAACAUGAUUCGCCAUUGAGGUUUUUUUCUUCUUCUGUUGUUUCACAAAAAAAGAAUGUACAUCUUGUACAAGUAAUCUAUCAAUAAAAGUUAUAAAUAUUUGUAAUAGAGUUUGUAACCCUU
Molecule: messenger RNA, 2910 nt
Organism: Xyrauchen texanus (razorback sucker)
Lineage: Eukaryota; Metazoa; Chordata; Actinopteri; Cypriniformes; Catostomidae
Product: short stature homeobox protein-like
Exons: 6
Coding region: 97-1011 (304 amino acids)
Biological process (GO): regulation of transcription by RNA polymerase II
Cellular component (GO): nucleus
Molecular function (GO): DNA-binding transcription factor activity, RNA polymerase II-specific; sequence-specific double-stranded DNA binding
Source: RefSeq, a predicted model, not a curated record